Molecule: messenger RNA, 1227 nt
Organism: Ixodes scapularis (black-legged tick)
Lineage: Eukaryota; Metazoa; Arthropoda; Arachnida; Ixodida; Ixodidae
Product: neuronal acetylcholine receptor subunit beta-2
Exons: 6
Coding region: 1-1227 (408 amino acids)
Biological process (GO): regulation of membrane potential; monoatomic ion transmembrane transport; nervous system process
Cellular component (GO): membrane; neuron projection; synapse
Molecular function (GO): neurotransmitter receptor activity; extracellular ligand-gated monoatomic ion channel activity; transmembrane signaling receptor activity
Source: RefSeq, a predicted model, not a curated record
AUGGCCGGGCUUCGCCACGCCAUCUUCAUCCUCGGAGGGACCCUGGUUGCCUUGACAGCCAUCACCAUCACUCCUGCCGGUGGAGCUGACACCGAUUGGCCGACGCUAAAAAAACUCCGCCAGAACUUGACGGAUUCCGAAAAGUAUGACAAGAACUACCAGCCACUCAACAGUCACUCCUCGGACACGAUCGUCAACUUCACAAUCUACGCGAAACAGCUGAGAUACAUGGAACCAUCCUGGAGCUUCGUAUCCAUCUCAGCCUUCGUCUGCAUGCACUGGAUCGACGAGGGCCUCUCCUGGACCCCGUCCGACUACGACGGCAUGAAGGAGGUGACCUUCGGCGACAGCGACGUCUGGACGCCCACGCUGUCGGUGCACGAGAGCUUCAGCGUGUACGGGGUGCGCAUGUUCUCGUCCAUCAAGGCGGACUAUCAUGGCAACGUGGUCUGGUGCCCCAUUGUUACCUUCGCGCUCCGCUGCACCAUGGAGCUCAGGGACUUCCCCUUCGACGAGCACCGCUGCGCCCUGAACGUGUCGUCCUGGUCGCAUGGCUACAGGAUCAAGCUCAUCGGUAAACUUGCCAAAAAGACGUUCGACGAAACUCAUCCGAACUGGGACGGCUACUUCGAGUCCUUGGACGUCACGGAGUUUCAGCAUCCCGAGCAAGGAGCAGACCCCGUGCUGAGGUUCACUAUGUUCCUCAAGCGCCGGUCGUCCAACUACCACUACACCGUGAUGCUUCCCUGCGUGGCCAUUUCUAUCCUGACCCUCUUCAUCUUCUGGCUGCCCCCCAACUCGGGCAAGAAGAUCACGCUGGGCUGUACGGGAAUCGUCAGCAUUCUCCUGGUCAUGAUCAAUCUCAGAAGGGAUCUGUUUAGGUCGCUGCACGUUCCCAAGAUCGUCCAGUUCAUGGGGUCGACGUGCAUCGCCAUCGCCGUGGCCGUGCUGAUAGCCGUCCUGGUGCUCAACAUGGUCAGGACUCCCAUGGUCUUCAGGCCACCGGGGUUCCUGGUCAACGUUCUGUCCGGUGUCGUGGGUCGCGUACUGUUCCUCUGCCCCCUGCCCGCCCCUAGGCCUGUGGACCACGAGCAACUCACCGACGCCAACUCGCCCUUGGACAAGCAGGACAUCAUCACCAAGCAGGAAUGGUUUCUGGUCGCCCAGGGCAUUGACCGCCUGGUGUUCCUGUUCUACGCCUUGUUCCUCCUGGCGUACCAUGCGUAG